Messenger RNA from Epithele typhae, 618 nucleotides. RefSeq names its product S-adenosyl-L-methionine-dependent methyltransferase. NCBI's taxonomy places the organism in Eukaryota, Fungi, Basidiomycota, Agaricomycetes, Polyporales, Epitheliaceae. Bases 1 to 618 code for a protein of 205 amino acids. The record is from RefSeq and is a predicted model, not a curated record. The transcript is spliced from 9 exons.
AUGUCCGACCGCGUCCUGCCGCAGAAGAACGAAGAAUACGGAAGCAAGGAAUAUUGGGACCAGCGGUACAACUUAGAGUCAGAAGAGCAGUCGUUCGACUGGUUCAAAUCAUACGCCGAUGUCGCAGAUCUCUUGCGUGAGAUCGUCCCGGUCAAGUCCUCGAGGAUAUUGAUGCUCGGAUGCGGCAACUCGACCCUUUCGCAAGACAUGUAUGAGGAUGGCUUCAAGAACAUCGUGAACACAGACUACUCAAGAGUGCUGAUUGAAAAGAUGCGCCAUAAGCAUGCUUACGCACCUGAGAUGGAGUGGCAUGAGAUGGACAUCCGGGACCUCAAAUUCGAGACAGAUACUUUCGAUGUCGCAAUAGACAAGGGUACUAUGGAUGCCAUGAUGACCGCGAAAGCAGACGUUUGGGACCCCCCAGAAGAAGUGGUGCAGAAUUGUAAUCGCGAAGUGGACGAAGUCCUACGAGUCCUCAAGAAAGGUGGUGUCUUCAUCUACCUCACCUUCGGCCAGCCCCACUUCCGCAAGCGCUACCUUGAGCGCCCCGAAACGACGCUUGAGAUCCGCAAGAUAGGCGAAGCCUUUCAUUACUACCUGUACAUAGUGCGAACAUGA